AUGAGAGCCACCAGACCAACUUCUGGAGGUUCCAAGAAGGGGAAAGGUCCACUCGUAGAUAUGGCUUCCCCUUUCUUGACUUUUCCUGCUUCUGCCUCAGACAAGUCCAUCUUUUCACUUCCUGAUGAACUGCUAAUUCAUUGCUUGGCAAAUCUGGAGCCGCAUGAUCUCGAAAAGGCCUCACUGGCGUGCAAGAAAUGGAAUCAAAUCAUUGCCGAUGAAUCGUGCUGGAGGUGUGCUUUGGAGACCUACUUUGGGUCGUUGCCCAUACGACGCGUUUCUCAGUCAAGUUGGAAAAAGGAAUAUUUGAAACGGUCAAGAUUUCUGCGAUGCCUCUCAUGGGAUUGGCGAGGGCGUCAUGUCGUCCAGUUUGAACCUCGCGUGGGUGUUAUAGAUGCCAUUCAUGUCGACUUUGAAGAGGGUAGAAUGUUGGCUGCAUCACUUGACAAAGGAAUGAUUUCAUCAUGCAAUCCAAGUACAGGAAAAGUGGAACGGUCCAUAACCUGCUCUGGAGACCCUCUUACACCAGUACCUGUCUCAUGCAUCAAACUUGACAAGUUUCGUAUUGCUGUGGGCUACACAACGGGCCAUGUUGGAAUCGUUACCAACUUUCGCGAUCGAAGUGAAGCCACGAUAAGAAUAUUUAGAGACAAUCACAAUGGCCCUGCGACGGAAUUAGCUUGGGUACCGACUCUUGUUACUGGAAUAGUUUCCGGUGGUGUUGAUGGGAAUGUCAGAGUGUGGGAUGUUCCAACCAACAAGUGUAUUCGUCUCCUCAACGGUAACACAUCAAAAAUCACAGCGUUGGCUUGUGAUGCCCGAAAUUAUGUGAUUGCUGGCACCGAAUCUGGCUCCAUUAUCGUCUGGGAUCUCGAAAUAUCCUCAUUCAUCAGCAAAUCCUUGUCUUCUGCUGGUAUAUUGAAUGGUCUGGAUUCCGAAAGCGCUCCGGUCGAGUCGCUGGCGCCAGCACGAAUAAUCACAAUGCCACAAUCAGACUCGACCCUUCCUAUACCACAGGCACCGAUAGUUUCAAUGGUGUAUGAUCCACCAACUAGUACAGCUAUAAUAGGAUGUAAAUUGUCACAGUCUGAAUGGGCCAUCAGACGUAUCCAUGUUGGGACUGGAGCUAUCACAGGUGUGUUUGUACAGGGACACGUUGUUGAGCCGACGUGUCUUGUUUGGGAUCGCCCGGAAUUGGGUGUUGGUGAUAGAAAGACUAGUAUUAUGGUGUCCGGUGACAUUGGUGGUACGAUCUGCAUCUGGGCUGUAACGGAUGCUAUAGAAUCCAAAUCUUCUGCCACACCAUCAUCAAACCCGUACUCAGAAAUGACGAGAUUUAAGCCAACCCAUGUAAUAUCAAAUGUCCAUCAAUUGGGUGUUUUAUCACUGCAUUUGGAUCCAUUUAAGAUUAUAUCUGGAGGUGCCGAUGGUGGAGCUAAAGUUUGGGAUGUUUUGACUGGUAGAUGUAUUCGAACGUGUACAGGACGAGAAGGGGGUCGUGGUGCUGUUGUAGUAGCAGCAGGUCCAGCAAAUGCUGGAAAAGGUGUCAGGGCAGUCUACGGAGGACCAUUUCAAAUAAUAACAGCCUUCGGACCUCAUAUUCGAACAUGGGACUUUGCGCCAGUAGAUCAAGCCAUGCAUGCCAUGAAAUCCAAACCCAAACAAAAGAGUCGUCGCUAUGCACCUGCUCGUAGUAACAAUAAUUCCAAUAGCAACACAACACCGUCAAAACGAGUCAUGUCGCCACGAGCACUACAACUAGACUGGGAAGACAUUAAAGAUAUAGAAAGAGAACGAGAAUAUGCUCGUAGUGUAUCUGAACGACGAGAACGUAAUCUUCAUCGUGUAAAUGGAGGAGGAACUGAUAUGACUGAAGAUGAACUCGUUUCGUACGCCAUGUUAUUAUCAGUCGAAGAAGCUGAACGCGAUGCACUUAGGAGAUCAGCACAGCAAACGCCCUUGAUUGGUCCUGAAAUACUAGGUCCAGAAAGGACAAGAACUCCAGCCUCACCACCAAUGCCAUUUAUAAUGUCUCCUGAUUUGACACCGUCUCAAGAAUUAGGAGGAACGCCUACUCCUUCUGGUGGUGGUGGAGUUAGUAUACCUGAUUUAGGAUUACCACCUCCAUUUCCUCCACGAGACAACACAUCAAUGUCUAGGAGUGUCUCGUCAAGAGGAUCUUCAUUCAAUCAUCUAUCAUCUUCUUAUGGCGGUCGCCACAACAAUAAUAAUAACGAGUGGGAUGAAGAUGAUGAAGCAGUAGAAGAAGACGAAGAGGACGACGACUAUCCAACAUCCCAACAUGGCUCAUACGGCUCUUUAACAAACCGCCAACAUAUGAUUCCAUCCUCUGUAAGAUCCAACGAGAGAACAUUUGACGAUUGGCCUGAAUUGGAAGCGUCGCCGGGCAAAAAGAUUGUAUUUGGUAGUGGUGGAGGUGGUAUUGGAACCGCAGGGAGUAAUAGUCGAAUGUCAUUCACACCGGCUUCUCCUGCUAACAUGUCGAGGAGUACCAGCUACGGCAAUGAAAGGGAGACCGCUUGGUUGCAAAGAUCACCACAUUUGACUCCUAGUGGUGGUAGUAGACAGCAACAUAGCAGUGUGAAUGUGAAGAAGAGGUCUGAGGAGGAGGAGUUGCAGCAUGCAUUGGAGUUGAGUUUACUAGACUCUUAA
This is a messenger RNA of Synchytrium microbalum, 2673 nucleotides long. RefSeq lists its product as uncharacterized. Lineage: Eukaryota; Fungi; Chytridiomycota; Chytridiomycetes; Synchytriales; Synchytriaceae. The record is from RefSeq and is a predicted model, not a curated record. The coding region runs from base 1 to 2673 and encodes 890 amino acids. The transcript has 7 exons. Gene Ontology annotation, molecular function: protein binding.